Melozone crissalis (California towhee) is the source of this 1607-nucleotide messenger RNA. RefSeq names its product methenyltetrahydrofolate synthetase domain containing (gene MTHFSD). The transcript has 7 exons. Bases 1 to 1176 code for a protein of 391 amino acids. Gene Ontology annotation, cellular component: cytoplasm. Gene Ontology annotation, molecular function: RNA binding. Lineage: Eukaryota; Metazoa; Chordata; Aves; Passeriformes; Passerellidae. The record is from RefSeq and is a predicted model, not a curated record.
AUGGCGGCGGCGCUGCCCCCAGCGGGCCGCUCCAAGGGGGACAUCCGGGAGGAGGUGUGGGAGCACCUGGAGGCCUCGGGCCUGGCCGACUUCCCGCGGCCCGUGCGCGGCCGCAUCCCCAACUUCAAGGGCUCCUCCCACGCUGCCUCCAGGCUCCUGGGCUUGCAGCAGUUCCGAGCUGCCCGAGCAGUAAAAAUAAACCCCGAUGCUCCCCAGAGGAACGCCCGCUUCCUCACGCUGGAAGCAAGGAAGACUUUACUGGUUCCCACACCACGUCUGAGGACUGGGCUGUUCAACAGGAUUGUCCCCCCUCCAGGUGCAAGCAAGGAGGUGCUGAGGAGAUGUGCCACAUCCCAGGGUGUGAGAGACUUCAGCGUGCCUGUGGGGCUGGAUAGCAAAGCACAAGUGGACUUGGUUGUUGUGGGGUCAGUGGCUGUCUCUGAAAAAGGCUGGAGAAUUGGCAAAGGGGAAGGUUAUGCAGACAUGGAGUAUGCAAUGAUGGUGUCCAUGGGGGCAGUGCAGGAGGACACACCUGUGGUCACCAUCGUGCACGACUGCCAGGUGCUUGACAUAGCAGAGGAGCUGCUGGGUGACCACGAUUUAACUGUGGAUUACAUCCUCACUCCAACCAGGACCAUCCAGACCCAUUGCAAACGACCAAAACCUCGGGGAAUAAUGUGGCACAAGGUCAGCUCUGAGAUGCUGGGAAAAAUCCCCAUCCUAAAGACUCUUCGCUGGAGGGAGAAGCAGGCUGGCAAGGAUGUCACCCUCCAAGAUGAACACCCAGCCCUGGCAGACACCAGCAGAGCAGCAAUUCCAGACAGGAAGGUGAUGGCUGCAAAUCCCCAGCCAUGGAGUGACCCUGUAAACCCCAAAUCUGUAAAUCCCGAAUCUGAGGGAUCUGACACAACCACCACUGUGUAUGUUGGGAACCUGCCUGGCAGCCUGAGGGUGAGCCAGCUGAAGAGUGCCCUGAGGGAGCUGCAGGUGCUUCCUGCUGCCCUGAAGUGGCAAGGAGCACAGCACAGAGCUUUCCUGGACUACAGGGAGCAGGGGGCUGCACACAGAGCUCUGUCCUCCUUGCAGGGCCUGAGCCUUGGGGGCAAUGCCCUGAGGGUGGAGCUGGCCAAGAGCCACAGGGACAAAGGGCAAGGAGAAAUCAAUACUCACAAAUGAGUAUGGAGGGGAAAAACCCACAAAAAAAGGUGUUUUCAUUGUUUUUUUAAAAGCCAACCUGAAGUUGUAAGGUUUUUUUGUAACCCUCAGGUUUAACAAAACCAAAUUUCUGCACAAACUUUCCUCUGUUCUGCACAUGGACAUGCAAAGGUUUGUCCCCACAGGUGACAGAGGAGCCGUUUCUCCAUAAAUAAUUGCCCACAAAGUACCCACACUCUGGUUUUGGUGCUGUUUGGUGGUUUUGUUAAGCCUGGCUUAAAGCCCUGCCCCUUGAUACCUGUCACGUUAAAAGGCAGCAGCAGGAAAUCUGUCCGGAGGGUAACAAUUGUGUUUACUGAAAAAUGGGCUUUGCCUGUUGGAAGUUUCCAAUUUAUUUUUUAUAAAAAUGACCAGGGACAGAGAGAUUGUCCUUUUUGUGCCUUGAAGAGUGG